This is a messenger RNA of Erinaceus europaeus (western European hedgehog), 3590 nucleotides long. It is a transcript of the gene GCA, whose product is annotated as grancalcin. The record is from RefSeq and is a predicted model, not a curated record. The transcript has 8 exons. Gene Ontology annotation, molecular function: calcium ion binding. The coding region runs from base 163 to 816 and encodes 217 amino acids. NCBI's taxonomy places the organism in Eukaryota, Metazoa, Chordata, Mammalia, Eulipotyphla, Erinaceidae.
AGAGAGAGAGACCCAGCCAAUGGCAAUCGAGGGGGCGGAGCUGAAGGCCUCAAUCUCAGGGAAGUGAAAGGCCGAGUGAGUGUUUCUUCCAUCCUCACUUGUGCCAGAGGUGGCACGGUUCACUAGGUUGAGUAACGCUGACUCCUACUUGCUGGGCUUAUCAUGGCCUAUCCAGGAUAUGGAGGAGAGUUUGGGCCAUUUAGUGGCCAGAUGCCAGGAAUGCAGAUGCCAUUGGGACAGCCAGUGCCAGGAAUAGGGCCAAACCUGACCCCUGGUGGAUACCCUGGAUAUCCAAACAGUUAUUCCUCAGCAGAAGAUCCCAUAUGGAGAUACUUCACAGCUGUUGCUGGACAGGAUCUUGAAGUGGAUGCUGAAGAACUUCAGAGAUGUCUGACUGAAUCUGGAAUUAGUGGAACUUAUUCUCCUUUCAGUUUGGAAACCUGCAGAAUUAUGAUUGCCAUGUUGGAUAGAGAUUACACAGGAAAAAUGGGAUUCAGCGAAUUCAAAGAACUUUGGGCAGCUCUUAAUGCCUGGAAGCAGAACUUCAUAACUUUUGAUCAGGACAGAAGUGGCACAGUAGAACGUCAUGAAUUGAAUCAAGCUAUUACUGCUAUGGGUUACAGGUUGAGCCCGCAUACAUUAAAUGCUAUUGUUAAACGCUAUAGCAAGAAUGGCAGAGUAUUCUUUGAUGAUUAUGUUGCUUGCUGUGUGAAGCUUCGAGCACUGACAGAUUUUUUUAAGAGAAGAGACCACUUGAAACAAGGUGUUGCAAAUUUUGUGUAUGAUGAUUUUUUGCAGGGAACUGUGACACUUUGAAUAUCUACACCUGAAAGGUGAAGCAAUCCUGUGAAUUCCCUUGCUUUGAAGAAAAGAAAUGGACAGCUGUGAAUUUAAGUUUUGGGGACUUGUUCCUUUUUAUACCUGCAAAUAUCUUGCUUUUCUAUGUUCUUUUAAAAAAUUUACUCCAAAAUUCAAAAUAAGAGUUUCUGUAUUUGAGAAAUUGCUUUGAGCAAAGUUAUUACUAGACAAGUUUCUGCAUAAUGUCAUAAAAUACAUGAAGUAUGAUUAAUUGAUGUUAUGCUUCUAAACUGUAACUUUCAACAAUGUAAACUAGAGGAAUAUAUUUAUAAAAUAGACUAUAUAAACAACCAAUGAUGAAAGCCAAGAUAAAGCUAAUUUAUACUUGGGACCAGGUGGUGGCGCACCUGGUUAAGUGUACAAGGACUGGGGUUCAAGACUACAGUCCCCACCUGCAAGGGGACAGCUUUGUGAGUGGUGAAGCAGGGUUGCUGGUGUCUGUCUUCCCCUCCUCUCAAUUUCUGGCUGUCUCUAUCCAAUAAAUAAAGAUAUUAAUUUUAAAAAAAAUUUAUACUUACUUGAAGGUUACAAGUUACACUUUGUGAUUUGUUUGUAGCUGAUGUUUGAAAAUGAGCUAGGAGCAGCCUAGAUUGUGUGCCGUAUUUGUAUUCGAGGUUAUUCUUUGAUUGCAUACUUUGAGACUAGGAACUCGGAGGUCUUUGUUAAGAAGAAAAUUAUAAUUCCUUAAAACUUUAUCUGAAAUCACUUUUGACGAGCCAUAAAAUAAUCUGUAGUGAAAGAAAUCUAUAAGAGACAUUGUUUUUGCUUUAAUUUUUUUUUUCUAGUAUGUAAUUUUUAUAAAAUACCUUUUGCCUUCUGUGGUUUAAGACGUUCUUAAUAAAUACAACUCCUUGAUCUGAAUUUUAUUAGUGAAGACAUAAGCUAAAGGCAUCUUUCUCUAAAUCUAGGUUUCCUGGGAAUGUUACACUUUACUGAUAGAUAUAUUAACAUUUAAGUUGUUUCUGUUAAAUAGUUGCUUAUACAUAAAGUCAGCUGCUUACAAAGUUAAAAAAUCAGGUAAUCUACCAUUUUGUUUAUAUGCUCUGAAAUGGUAAUUUUACCUUUUUUGACAACUCUAGCUGAUAUAUAUAUAUAUUUCAGAAAUAAGCCAAUUAGCCUUUUAAUCGGAUCUGUGCACUGGUAGCCAUUAGCAGAUAAGCACACCAGCAACAACUGAAUGAUGUUACUAUGAAAAUUUCAAAGAUAUGGGUUCUUAAACAAAUCCUUUGUGUUCCUCUUGAUCUUAAGAUCCAGCCCUUUCUUGGCAAACAUCUUGUCUUUAUUAGUGAACAUUUCAUAAACUACCCACUUUUUGUACCUAAGCAAUAUAUAGUCUAGCUCAGAAGUUGUUAUAAAUUGAUAAACUUUAAUAUGGUAUAUAAUUAAAUUGAUAUAUUGUUAUUUAAAAUAAAAAUUCCACUAUUUUUAAAGAAUGAAUGAAGAAUGGCAUUAUCUUAAAAAAAAACUUUAAUCAGAAUUUUACAGCUUUUGCUUUGAAAAUAUCUAAGCAGGAAAAAAUAUUCAACUAUUUUUAACACUGGUAAUUUUAUAUAAUCUGCCAAAUUUAUUUGCUAAAUUUUAUAAAACUGUGAAUAAGUAAUCUACAUAGUUGUGCAUGCUGGCUGCUAAUUUAUUUUUUCAUGAACAUGUAUUUAAUGUGACAUGAUUCUGAGCCAUAAAAAUCAGCAGAAUUCUUCUUAGAAGUGUUAUAGGAAAAAGCUAAUGUAAUACAUUGUGUAUUGUAUACUGUUAAUGUUGGAUAAAGUUGAUGAUAAAAUGAACUGCCUAGAAUUCUAACAUCCAGUGUGUAGGUAAUCCAGUUACUAUACUGUUCUGAGGUCAAUCAUAAUAUUCCUUAAUCAGAACUCAGAUUUGAAAUAAAAAUUUAAAAAUGUGACAAACUAUGUUAUUGUAGAGUUUUUUUUGCCAAAUCAUACUUUAUAUUAGAACUUAUUGUAUAUAUAUAUAUAUAUUUAUCUUUAAUGCAAAGAAGGCAAUUUCCACAACCAAAAAUAUUUGGGAAGUUUUAUGUUCUUCAGGGGGCUUCAUAAAGCCUAGGUUACAUAAAAUUUUGUGUAAUUAUAUUUUUUCCUAGCAAAACUAGUGUUUAAUGCCAGGCUAACUUAAUUGUCAGAUGCUACCCUACUUAAAUGGUCUUAUAAACAUAUUCAACAUAAUAUUUCACUGAAAUUUUUGUACUGAGAUGCAAUUCACUUUAUGGAUGUUUUAUUAUCAUAGCUGACAUAAAUAUAUCUCCAUUACUAAAUUUAAAAUUAAAUAGGAGGUUUAGCUAUGGAAUAGGAGCUCUUUCAGAUCGCACUCCUGAUAAACUAGAAAACAAAAUGGAAAAAAAACACCAAGUUGUAGAUGAUGCUAUAAUUCCAUACUGAACUUCCUUGGACUCACCAAAGUGUCCUGUAACCCAGCCUCUCCAGAGCCCUGCCCCACUAGGGAAAGGCAGAAAAAGGCUGGGGGUAUGGAUCAACCUGCCAAUGCUCAUGUCCAGCAGAGAAGCAAUUACAGAAGUAGAACUCCCAUCUUCUUCACCCCAUAAAGAAUUUUGGUUCAUAGUCCGAGAGGGGUAUAUGUUAGGGGAAGAUAAUCAGUGUGCUCUGAACUCCAACUCCAUCAAGGCCCGGAGAGAAAAGACGAGAAAGAAAAAAAGGGGAGGGGGUUGACUCAAAAGGAAGAGAAGUCAGAACCAUAGAAAAAUGGGUAUAUAUAUAUAUAUA